AUGUCUGAUACGGAUAAGUUGAAAGGGACGACUUCGCUUGAUCUGGAAUCGAGCACCACAAAUGAAGACCGAGGUACUCAAAUUAAGAAGCGAUUCAACUUCUGGACCGCGGUUGGCAUCGCGUGGGAAGGAUGGACGGCUUCCAUUGCACAGGGCCUCUUGGGAGGAGGUUCCGUAGGGCUGCUCUGGGGCUGGGUUUUCGUCUCCGUCGGCAUCUUGUGCAUGGGCCUAGCUCUUGCCGAGUUUUUUGAUAGCAUGUGGCCGUUAGCUGGAGGCCAAUACGUCUGGGCAGCGAAGCUUGCGCCACCACAGUUGGCUAGAGUAUUGAGCUGGUUCACUGCUUGGGCCGCCCUAGCAGGUAUGUGGCUUGGGACGUUAUCCUGUGGAAUUGGAGUUUCACUCCAGAUCCAGAGCUACGCCGUCAUCUCCAGAGGCUACGUGCCAGAAACGUGGCACACGUUUUUGAUGUGUGUCGCCUGCUGUGGCCUUUGGAUUAUGAUCAACAUAUGGGCGGUUGACAUGUUGCACCAAAUCAACACAUGGGUUCUUGUUAUCCACGUCACAGGUUACUUUGUUCUUAUCGGUGUGCUGCUUGGAUGUAGCUCUAACAAGCACGACGCCAAGUUUGUCUUUACCGACUUUCAAAAUCAUACAGGAUGGGAUAGCAAUUUCGUUUCUUGGAGUGUCAGCCUUCUUGCGGCUUUGUAUGCGUUCUUCUCCCUGGAUUCUGCCAGCCACUUCAGUGAAGAGAUUCCUAGAGCAAACGUCUUCGUCCCCCGGGCCAUGUGUCUCCAGGUCGUGGGCAACUCUCUCAUGACUUUCCCUUUUAUCAUUGUGGUACUCUUCUGCAUUGGUGACAUUGACGCUGUUCUUCAAUCGCCAAUUGGUCUCAUGAGUCCAUUCACCCAGAUUAUUGUGAAUAGUACAAACAGCAUCCCAGCAGGCAUAAUCCUUAACCUCAUUAGUACUCUCGUCGCAUUCGUUGCCGGCUGCGACCUCACAGGUGCAGUUGCAAGGGCGAUUUGGUCCAUGGCCCGUGACAAGGCUCUACCUCAAUUCCUGGCUAAACUAGAGCCUAAGCGGAAUGUGCCAGUAUGGGGCAAUCUUGUACUUGUCCUUCCCUCUAUUCUGGUGUACAUGAUAUAUAUAUGGAAUACCACCGCUUUUUACGGAAUAAUGGCAGGAGUGCUAGUGGCGUUCCAACUUUCUUACAUUAUCCCCAUUGGCCUCUACAUCGUUUAUGCUGCGUGGAAGAAGGAUCUUAUCAAGGGCCCGUUUAACCUAGGGAGAUUAUCCUACCCUUGCCAUGUAGCGGCGUUCAUUUUCGGCUGCUUUAUGACGAUUGUAAUGUCGUUCCCUGUUUAUCAGCCGGUUACGGCUGCGAAUAUGAACUACGCUAGCAUUUUAGUUGGCGCUGUGCUUAUCCUAUCUCUUUGCUCUUGGUUUACUUGGGGGAAUAAACACUACCAGGGUCCCCUCGAGAACAGUGUUCAUGCCGAAGACGAGGACAGUGUACAUGUGUAUGCUGCUUGA
This is a messenger RNA of Metarhizium brunneum ARSEF 3297, 1533 nucleotides long. Lineage: Eukaryota; Fungi; Ascomycota; Sordariomycetes; Hypocreales; Clavicipitaceae. The record is from RefSeq and is a predicted model, not a curated record.